Astyanax mexicanus (Mexican tetra) is the source of this 1707-nucleotide messenger RNA. RefSeq names its product telomerase protein component 1-like. The record is from RefSeq and is a predicted model, not a curated record. Gene Ontology annotation, cellular component: telomerase holoenzyme complex. The coding region runs from base 136 to 1683 and encodes 515 amino acids. The transcript has 9 exons. Gene Ontology annotation, biological process: telomere maintenance via recombination. Gene Ontology annotation, molecular function: telomerase activity; telomerase RNA binding. Lineage: Eukaryota; Metazoa; Chordata; Actinopteri; Characiformes; Acestrorhamphidae.
GGGGCGUUCCCUGUGGAAUCUGCCUCAGCUCUGCAGCAGGAGUCAGAAGGUGUGAACAAGAAGCUCUCACUCUGUGGGAGAUUUCUGAGAUCAGAAACGUGAGACAGGCUGGUCAGUCACUCACUCCCUGCAGGAAUGAAGCCGCCGGUUCUGAUCAGCUCAGAUCUGAUGGACCGUGUGGAGGCCAGGGUUCACUCCAGUGCUUCUGUUUUAAAGCUGGAGAACCGUAUCCUGGUGCAAGCUUCCUCUGUUCGAUCCGUGACCCCAGACUUAUCAUCUCCAACCUCCUCCAUCUCCUCCUCCUGUCCAGCACUCCAGCCAUCCUUUCUCUCCUCCACCCAGCUAAAGCAGGACCUUUUCCCUUUCCCCUCCGUCUCCUCCUCCAACCACUCUCCAUUCACAGCAUCCCCUGCUGGAGGAGGAUCUGCUGGAGGAGGAUCUGCUGGAGGAGGAUCUGCUGGAGGAGGAUCUGCUGGAGGUGGAUUUGCUGGAGGAGGAUCUGCUGGAGGAGGAUCUGCUGGAGCACAUUCUGCAGUAGAAGGUUCUGUUGCUGGGAUUUUCACUGGUUCUUCUGAAGAGAAAGAAUUAAAGUUUAAAUCUGAGCAGGUUCAUCGUUGCUACACUGAAAAUGUUUGCUCACAUACAGAAGAGCUGACUGAGGACGUGGAUCCUGAGGACCCCGCGGACCCCCAGUCACUGUCAGAGAGAGAGAUGAGAGUUUCUGAAGAAGAGAAGGAGUGGACGUGGACCAUCGAGCUCGCUGAAGAGUUUGGGGAGCUUGAAACAGACUCCAGUAAUGAAGAAGCCGAGCUGCUGAAGGAGAAGAAGUUUAAGCUGCUGAAUCUGGUCUGCUGCUCUCUGGUCAAUAAGAGCUGCUCUCCUGGACAGAAGGGCUGGGAUGAGAAAAGAUCCGUGUGGAGAAAAAUCAGGAUCCUGGCUGAAGACAUCACCCACAGUGAUCCAGAGUUUCUCCUGAAGGUGGCUGUCUACUCCAGGCAGGAACUAAACAAACACCUCAUGGCUAGUUACCUGAUAGCCCUGGCCGCCUACCUGCCUGCAUCCAAGCCACACGUGAGGAGGUACUUUUGCGCUGCUGUACGGCUGCCGUCUGAUUGGCUACAAGUGCCGAGAAUAUACAGCACGUGUUUCAGCUCAUCUCUGCCCACAUGUCUGAAAAAAGGCUUGGUGGACAAAUUCAAGCAGUUCAGUGAGAGUCAGCUGGCCAAGUACUGCACACGACGACGGAAGAAACACAAAGCUGCGAAUAACUCCCCUGAACUGUACAAGAAAUGGGCGGAGCUCCUCACAUCCAACCCCUCCACCCUGCAGAGACAGUUGCAGAGGUGUGCUCCUGUAAAUGAGAAGCAGAGUGAGUUCACUAUGCAGAAUAUGAUAAAACGUCUCCAUAUCAAAGAGCCUGCAGAGUUGGUCAUGAGCAUCCUCGGGAAGAAAUAUCCUGCUGAUGUAAAGGCAUUUAAGAACAGUGGUCUGAGUGGUGAUUGGCUGAGUGACCGCGCUGGUCAGAGAAUGAAACUUAAACAUCCGGACUGCUGGCAGACCACACUGAGCCGAGAGGGAAACACGGCCAAAACCUGGGAAAAGCUCAUAGGUGUGAAUUACACACACACACACACACACACACACACAUACAGUGAGUCCAAGAAGUAUUUGAUCCCUUGCUGAUUUCCUUUGUUUGCCCACUAAUAA